Patella vulgata (common limpet) is the source of this 1863-nucleotide messenger RNA. RefSeq names its product U5 small nuclear ribonucleoprotein 40 kDa protein. The transcript is spliced from 9 exons. NCBI's taxonomy places the organism in Eukaryota, Metazoa, Mollusca, Gastropoda, Patellidae. Gene Ontology annotation, molecular function: RNA binding; protein binding. Bases 97 to 1140 code for a protein of 347 amino acids. The record is from RefSeq and is a predicted model, not a curated record. Gene Ontology annotation, cellular component: catalytic step 2 spliceosome.
GGCUAUUUCCGGUUACGAUUCUAAAAGCGUGUGUUGUUUACAAAUUACAAUCUAUUAAAUUUGUUCAAAUAAUUAUAUUAUUUGAAUACAAAAACUAUGGAUUUGAAGAGAAGAGCUAUGGAAGGGGCCAUUGUGCCAGCAAAGAGGGCAAAAACUGAUUUGGUUCUAAGCUCAAAUGGAAAUAAUCAACUCGUUCAAAUGCAAAUGGGUCCCCCAAGAACAUCUAGCCUGGACGCACCAAUAAUGUUGUUAACAGGCCAUGAGGGGGAUAUCUUCACUGCUAAAUUUGCACCUAGUGGACAGAUGUUAGCUUCUGCUGGGUUUGACCGACUCAUUUAUUUUUGGAAUGUAUAUGGAGAAUGUGAAAAUUAUCAUGUUAUGAAAGGACAUGCUGGUGCCAUUAUGGAAUUACAAUUUUCUACUGAUAGCAGUAACCUAUUCACAGCAUCCACAGAUAAAAUAGUUGCUGUAUGGGAUGUGGAUGCCGGUGUAAGAAUACGAAAGUUGAAAGGUCAUCAGACAUUUGUUAAUACAGUGAGUCCAGCAAGACGAGGUCCACAAUUAUUAUGUAGCGGUAGUGAUGACGGCACAGUUAAGUUAUGGGAUGCGAGGAAGAAAGGUGUUAUACAGACGUUCCAGAAUACAUAUCAGGUUACAGCCACAUGUUUUAAUGAUACUGCAGAACAAAUAUUUACAGCUGGUAUUGACAACGAUAUAAAGGUCUGGGAUCUACGUAAGAAUAAUAUAUUGUACAGAAUGCGUGGACAUCUAGAUACACCUACAGGACUCGAACUCAGUCCAGAUGGGUCAUAUUUACUAUCUAAUUCUAUGGAUAAUACAUUGCGAGUAUGGGAUGUGAGACCAUUUGCCCCACAAGAAAGAUGUGUUAAAAUAUUACAAGGUCAUCAACAUACAUUUGAAAAGAAUUUACUGCACUGUGCCUGGUCACCAGAUGGUGCUAAAAUAGCAGCCGGAUCUGGAGACAGAUAUGUGUAUGUCUGGGAUACAACAACACGUAGGGUUUUAUAUAAAUUACCAGGUCAUGCUGGGUCUGUAAACGAAGUUGAUUUCCAUCCAUUUGAACCAAUCAUUUCAUCUUGUUCUAGUGAUAAGAAGAUAUAUCUUGGUGAAAUCGAGUGAUAGAAAGAAAAUAAAAUAUUUAUUUUAUAAUAAUAUAGACUGAAAUAGGAUAUGACACUGGAUAAUCUAAACCAGGAUGUCAAGUUAUGUAUGAAUGAGUCAUGGUACCACUCAUCACUAACUUGAUAAAUGUGACCGCCCCUUGAUAUGGAUAUGUCUUUAUUUAAAGGUGUUCUCCAGUAUUUUGUCAAGUUCAUAAAAACUCGUUAAAAAUGGGAAGAUCAAUUAGGAAUAAUAAAACUUCAACUGAUUUUGUAACAUCUACUGCAGCAAAGACAAAGUGUUUUAAAUGGUUAUGUAGUUACAUGACUAGCUGUGUUCAAGACAUCAUUUUGUGUUAAUGGUUUCAAAUUGAGAAUCCUGUCUUUGAAAUGAUGCAUUAAAAGUUUAUUAAACUUGAAUUUGACAUAGUCUAUACCAGAAAGUUUACAACUGAAAAUAUUUUAUUCAGAUGUAUCUAAAAAUUUCAUUGUUCAAAAUAUGUAACAUAAUAGAUGCAAUUCUCAAGCUUGUCAUUCAACCCUAGAGUUGUGCAUAAAUUUACAAGAUUUUGAUGAAUACUAAUUUUACAUCAUUUCACAGAAACAUCAGGAACUGUGCAAUGAUCAGUUGAAUUUAAAUUGGUCAGGCCUUAAUUGUAUAUAUUUCAUUCUUCAUUUUCACAAGUCAUUUAACAUUAUUUUGUGGUAAUAUUUCAUGAAAUAAACAAACUUUGUAAAUAAA